CGCACCAUGACCGGGCCUGCACCUCCACAGACUCUUUGUACGUGACACGACCAUGGCCGAAGGCGUCCCCAAAAUCCGCAUCCUGAAAGGCGCCGCGCCCGACCUCUCCGCGGCGACCUUCCAGAUCCACGACGAGUCGCACACCGUCGGGAACGCGCUGCGCUGGAUGGUCAUGAAAAACCCGAAAGUGGAGUUUUGUGGAUACAGCGUCCCGCACCCCUCCGAGAACCACAUCCACGUGCGCAUCCAGAUGUACGACAACCUCUCCGCGCUCUCCGCGCUCCUCGAGGCGCUCGCGAACCUCGACGACCUCUGCGCGGCGAUCGACGACGCGUACACCGUCAGCCUCCGCCGGGAUCCGUACGAGGUGUGGGACGAGAAGAGCUGAUGUCCCGUGGAGCCGCGUGCAUGCGGACUGAUGCGACUGGGGACACGCGCAAAAGUAGGAUAACCAUGUUACUAGUACGAAAGUCAAGGCGAGGGACUACAUAGCGGGCUGUGAUUGCUGAAAUAUGGAGUGUACAGAUAAUGCAAGGAGGAGAAUACAUGUGAUGUACAGGGAGAAGCAAGCUGGGUACUGGUUACAAUAAUCGUGAGAUGCAUCGAGCGGGUCGGGCGGGUGGGGUGGUAAUGCAAGGACGUGAGAACGGGGCGAGCAACAGAGCCGACAGCUCCUAGCACAUAUACACAACAGGCACGACGCGCUUCACCUGGUCCAUCACCUCCGGAUCCACCGCAUAGCACUGCGCGAGCUUCAGAUACCUCAACUCCCGCCC
Messenger RNA from Gloeophyllum trabeum ATCC 11539, 776 nucleotides. Its product is annotated as RBP11-like subunits of RNA polymerase. Gene Ontology annotation, cellular component: RNA polymerase III complex; RNA polymerase I complex. The record is from RefSeq and is a predicted model, not a curated record. NCBI's taxonomy places the organism in Eukaryota, Fungi, Basidiomycota, Agaricomycetes, Gloeophyllales, Gloeophyllaceae. Gene Ontology annotation, biological process: DNA-templated transcription. Gene Ontology annotation, molecular function: DNA-directed RNA polymerase activity; protein dimerization activity; DNA binding. The transcript is spliced from 5 exons. Bases 53 to 388 code for a protein of 111 amino acids.